AAUUUAAUUUUAGAUUUGCGCCGUAACGUAACGUCACUAUCGUGUUGCGACUGCCGACUAGUGGACGACGUUGUAAUUUCAGUUUUGAAUUUAAGACGGUGUUGGGGAGUUGUGGGUUGUUCAUGGUAUAUUCGACCGAUCUCCAAGCCGUUUAUAUGAACCUUAGAUUUUCAACCAACCGCUCAGAUCUCCAGCAAAAUGGACGGAAACGGAGGAGCCAGCGACGCGGCCGUUCCAAUACUCGAAGAGACUUUCUAUGCACUAUCUAGAAAACAGUAUUCAUACACAGUAACAUUAACUUCCAGUGGGUUGUAUCUGAAGAAAAACUUCAAUGGUGCAGUUAAAACUGAUUUCAUCCAUGUCAAUGACAUAAUCGGAUGUAAAUGCAUGCGUAACAACGGCAAGUCUAACGACUGUGCUUGCCGUCCCGUAAAAAACACCAAUGCCGCAAACUGCCAGGUACGCGUUCCUUAUGACGAUUCCACUGAUUGCAGUGCUUACUUGUGUGUGUAUGCAUACAUUUUAAAAAAUGUCGCCAUGAAAAAUGAGAGACGGGACAAGAUGACCGUCACGCUCAGGUUUCGCAAUUACAACAAUUAUAACGAUAAUCUAAAAACUGCUCAAAAAUGGAAACAUUCAAUUAGUUCUCUAAUGAGAGCUCGUAGUGAGGGUAGAACAAUAGUAGCACUUCCUGACAAUCGGUAUUUAGCUAAUCGUUUAUUAGUAAUUGUGAACCCAAAAAGUGGUGUUGGAAAAGCAAGAGAAAUAUUUCAACGUAAAGUAGCACCUAUAUUAAUUAUGGCUGAUGUUGACUACGAUUUACAUAUCACAUGCAUGCAAAAUGAUGCGAGGAAUUUAGUGAGGACCAGUAAUAUUUACAAAUGGGGUCGAGGUAUAAUCGUACUUGGAGGAGAUGGGCUAAUGUUUGAAAUCAUCAAUGGUCUUAUGGAACGCUCUGAUUGGCAAAGAGCAUUUGAGUAUCUGACAUUAGCCAUUAUUCCAGGUGGAUCAGGCAAUGGAUUGGCCAAAUCAAUAAGUUUUGAGACCAAUGAACCCUACACGGAGGAUCCCAUAGUUAUAUCGGCAUUAAACAUUGUGAGUGGUAACCGGUGUGCAAUGGAUUUAGUCAGAGUUGAAACUAUUUCUCAGGUUGUAUAUUCAUUUCUAUCAGUCGGUUGGGGAUUUAUUGCUGAUAUUGAUAUUGAAAGUGAACGCCUGAGGAUAUUGGGUAGCCCUAGGUUCACUAUUUGGACUAUUGCUAGACUCAUCGGUUUAAGGAGUUACCCUGCUAGAUUAUCGUAUAAUAAAAUUGAUAAUUUGGACAGCAAUAUUAAAAUAAAUAAUUUUACUGCAAGCUCAUUUUACGAUUGUCAAGAUAUCAUUGACGAUGGGCCUGUGUCAAUCGAAUUUGGAAUGGAUCCUCUUGAAGAGUUUGAUUCCCGGGAACGAGUUGAAAGUUUUUCAUCCGCAAUCUCUAAACGUACAUUUAUGUCUGUUAAGGAAGCAACUAGUUUCCAAUCAAUACCAGAUGUAGUUGAAGAGUCAGAUAUUUGGAUACGUGGACCUGCAUCAAAAAUCCCUCCAUUAUCUGAACCUGUUCCUGCAGAUUGGGAAGUUGUAGAAGAAGAAUUUGUGAUGAUACAUGCUUCAUAUUUAUCUCAUAUCAGCGAAGAUGUAUUACUAGCACCAGAUUCAAAGUUAAACGAUGGUGUCAUAUGGCUGUUAAUUGUUAGAAAUGGUAUAUCUAGAGCAAAUUUUCUACAAUUUUUGCUGGCAUUGUCAUCAGGAACCCAUUUAAAUAUCCCUAAUGUUGAAAUGGUUCCUGUCCGAGCAUUUAGAUUAGAACCAUUGUCGGGUGGUAGCCACAUUGUUGUUGAUGGUGAAUUACUAAAACAUAGCCCAGUGCAGGCAGAAAUUAUGCCCGGUAUUACCAAUGUGUAUGCUCGACAAAAAUGUUCAUGAUAAAUAAUUAAGUAAAUGUGGUAUGAAUUUUUAUGACAUAAGAGGAUUCAGAGAAUGUCCUAGUAGACCCAGGUCAACAACCUACAAAGUUAAAAAAUCAUUCUUAUGUUAUUUAUUUUUUAAUAUACUAAUGUUAACCUUCUCUUCUAUUUUUUUUUAAAAUUAUUUUAUUUAUAAUUUACAAUUAACUUUUAAUGUUACCAUGUAUUUUCUAUUUACACAAAGAGGGACCAAUUUUGGUGUAAAGGUAAAUAGCAUAUAAAUAUAAAAAUUAAUUUAUGCAUUAUUAUAUAAUAUAAAGUUGCAAAUAGUGAUAUAUAUUUUUUCUUGCUCAAUAUGUUAAUUACUGCUAAUUAUAACCAAAGAAA
Molecule: messenger RNA, 2330 nt
Organism: Adelges cooleyi (spruce gall adelgid)
Lineage: Eukaryota; Metazoa; Arthropoda; Insecta; Hemiptera; Adelgidae
Product: sphingosine kinase 2-like
Exons: 8
Coding region: 199-1962 (587 amino acids)
Biological process (GO): sphingosine biosynthetic process
Cellular component (GO): membrane; cytoplasm; intracellular membrane-bounded organelle
Source: RefSeq, a predicted model, not a curated record